Molecule: messenger RNA, 1783 nt
Organism: Aspergillus piperis CBS 112811
Lineage: Eukaryota; Fungi; Ascomycota; Eurotiomycetes; Eurotiales; Aspergillaceae
Product: putative MFS multidrug transporter
Exons: 4
Coding region: 1-1701 (566 amino acids)
Biological process (GO): transmembrane transport
Molecular function (GO): transmembrane transporter activity
Source: RefSeq, a predicted model, not a curated record
AUGUCCACCCCUGUCGAGGAGCCACGUCCGUCGCUGCGCCGCGCUAGCACGGUGCACACCAAUGAAUUCGAUGAUUCGUUUCUGGGACGGGUACGAUCGUUCUUUCGCCGGGACCCCCAUGUCGGGGUAGUUAGCCACAACGAUCUGCGUGACAGGGAGGACCUUGAGAUCCAUACCUGGAAUGGCAAGGAUGAUCCGGACAAUCCGUUCAAUUGGAGCACUUCCUACAAAUGGCUUCUCACGGUUACUGUUUGUUUCAUCUCCAUCCUCACUGGUAUCCCGGCCGGUUCCUACGGCUCCGGCAACAACUGGAUGGAAGAACGAUUCCAUGUCCAAAACACGCCAUUUCCAAACCUUUACUGGGCCACGACAUCUUGGAACAUGGGAGCAGCCUUCUGGCCUCUCAUAUUCGUGCCCCUGACUGAAUCCUCCGGUCGCAUGCCCGGCUAUUUUGUCGCCUACAUCAUCCUCAUCAUCUCGCUGUUCCCCUCCGCCUUCGCCCAAAACUACGCUACUCUCGUAGUAACGCGGUUCUUCGGCGGUGGUGCUUCCUCCGUAUCCAUCAACAUCGUCGGCGGUAGCAUCAGCGAUGUCUGGUACGGAGACAAGGCGCGGAGUCUCCCCAUGUCCCUCUUCGGAUUUACCAGUGUGGUUGGAAUUGCCCUGGGGCCAUUCAUCGGAUCCGCCAUCGUAGCCAUCCACAAAACUGCCCCGUGGCGCUGGAUCUUCUACAUUCAAAUCAUUUACCUGACGGGCCUCCUUCCUAUCUUCUGGUUCAUUCUGUACGAAACCCGCGCAGACGUGAUCCUUACCCGUCGGGCCAAGAAGCUCCGCAAAGAAAAGCAGCGCCCCAUCUAUGCUGAAGCCGAGCUAGACAACACCAGCGUAUGGCGUCUGAUGCAGAUCUCCUUCGAACGGCCUACACGCAUGCUUCUCACCGAGCCUGUUGUUGCCUUCUUCACUCUCUGGAUCUCCUUCGCCUGGGGCAUCCUGUAUCUCUUCUUCAGCAGCGUCGUCCAGACCUUCUCCGCCAACUACGGCAUGAAUACUUUGCAAACUGGGACCAUUCAGCUGGCCAUCUCCGUGGGUGCGCUGAUUGGCACUCUCGUCAAUCCUCUACAGGACAUGCUGUAUCUGAAGUCGGCGAAACGCAACACAGAGAAGCCGGGAAAACCUAUUCCGGAGGCUCGGUUGUAUACUAGUAUCAUUGGCAGCUUGAUGUUUGCAGGCGGGCUGUUCUGGUAUGGCUGGUCCAGUACUCCUUCUGUGCCUUGGAUCGUACCAACACUCGGCAUCGGGUGCACCGGUAUUGGCAUCUACAGUAUUUACAUGGCAGUGGUCAAUUACUUGACUGAUGCGUACGAGAAGUACGCUGCAUCAGCUCUGUCCGCGGCAUCUCUGGGACGGAACUCCUUCGGCGCGUUCCUGCCGCUGGCGAGUUACCAGCUGUUCCAGAACCUGGGGUACGGCUGGGCUGGGUCAUUGCUAGGGUUCAUCGGGCUAGCACUGUCAGUAGUGCCAGUAGUGCUAGUAUGGAAGGGACCCGAGAUCCGCCGACGCAGUCCAUUCAUGCGCGAAGCGACCUGGGGAGCCGACGAGGAAGAUGUCAUAGAAAAAGAGGGCGACGGAGAAGCGACAGUGUAUCGCGACACGCACACAGGGUAUCCCCAACACGAUCGAGAGGAAGACAACCGCGUGUGAUGAAGUGAUACCACCACCUAUAAUAAAAGCAUAAGAGCAUUGAUUGCCAACUUAGCCACCUCAUUGUAUACAACAAGAAUAC